Caenorhabditis sp. 36 PRJEB53466 is the source of this 2068-nucleotide messenger RNA. NCBI's taxonomy places the organism in Eukaryota, Metazoa, Nematoda, Chromadorea, Rhabditida, Rhabditidae. The record is from the annotation of a GenBank genome assembly.
AUGUGCCUGAGGAUGUGGAGCACGUGCAUUUCAGGACUGUCUAGACCUACUGACAUGUCUGUCACACUCGUCCAAGGAAUCGUUGAUCCGGAUUUUACUUUCAGCUGUUCGAUAACACUGUCGACGUCUUCGCCAGCGACGACGACAUGCGGGAUUCGAUCGCGUCAGGGUCGAACCCACGCCGAGGAAAGAAGUCGUCUCUAAGUCAAAUAAAGCGACACUUCACCCGACAAGCCAACAGGCUGAACAAUUUCGACCGGCUUCUUAUCGUUUCAUCCCCAAGUUCUACCAGUGCUUGCACAAAGUUAGUUUCUUUUGAAAGUUUUUCCCCCAACAAAACAAAUUUUCAGAUGAACCUGAUGGAUGCUGUCUUGCGCAUCCGAAAGAUGAAAGUGCGCUUGCUGAGCAACGAGGAACACGAUCGUUUGCUCAGAAUCGUUUGGAAGAACUGCAAAGGAGGAGCUGAUGCGCAACGACAAGUUAUGAGGGGAGAUGUUCUGCACGUGAGAACAUCCUGUACGUUCUCGUUUCCUGUUACUAUUUUUCUAACAUUUUUACUCUUUCCCUGUUAGCUCUCUGCAUCGCACCUUUUCCUGUCAUGUUUCUUUUCCCUUUCAUGGUUUUUACAAGGUUCUCGUUUUUACAAUAAAUUUUCAAGGAACCAAAAUCCUUUUCAUGUUUAUUUGUUUUAAUGUAGAACACAUUUUUCAGAUAUGUCUUUCUGAUUCUUGUUCCCAUCCCUUCUAGCAAUUUUCCAUAAUUUUCGGCAGCAGAAACUCAACAAAAACUUAUCAAUUCCUCUCCGUUUUCUGCCUCGGUGCAAUCAAACCGUUAUCUUUCUUUUAGGAUGGGUAAUAAAGUCUAACGAGAACUGUUAACAGGCAGUAAUAGCUGUUUAUGAAUGAAAAUGAUGUCUUUCAUUCAACCGGUGACUUCGUUUUCAUAAUUCCGCUUUCGGUUUCAAGUUUUAGAUUCUGAAUUCAUUCACGCUUUCUGAAGAAAUGGCUGAAAACAGAUGCAGUUUAGAAUCAAAUAGCAUCGGUCAAACCGAGAUGUAAGACGACUUGCCAGUAAUCCUGCCAUGCUUUCAUUUCAGAGCUCCCAUUGAAUUAAAAUGUAAACCAGGGCUCCUCUUUGUCCCUCUACAAUCCAUGGAUCCAGAAAACAUUCUCGAACUUGCCGCAGAGUAUCCAGUAGGACUUCUUCUCUCAACCCCAACAUCUACCGACCAUUUCCAUGAAGAAGUUCUGUUGAUGAAAGUUUUCGACAAAGUGAACAUCAUGCCCGAAGUGAUCGGAUCGGGCAGUCUUCAAAUUGCCAAGGGAAACGUUUGGAGGGAAAACGGAGAUAUCAAAAUGAUUUUGAAGAUGAACGGUGAAAAUAAAGCUAACUCUGAAAAGGAGAAAGAAGAAGAUGGCCCCAUUGAUGAAAACAAUUCCAACUCCCAUGAUUCCGAGGACGAAAUGCCAGUGCUUGAGAAAGAAAUCGAUUCAGAAUUCCGGGAGUCGACGAAUGAAAAGGAACUGCCACCUCAAUUGACGGCAGCAGAACCGCUCACGCCUCGUCAAAUCAAAAGUGGUCAGUUUACUUUUGAUUGUAGACUCAAUCGAGAUAUCAUGGCCGACAUCGUGGCCCAAUACGUCGGGAAAUCCAAAUGCUAUGUGAAACGAUACAUUGAGAGGAACUUCAAUCGACUCUUCGGAGAGGCCAUGGAGAAGUUGCUGUCAGCAGUGAACGAAUAUACUCGGCAGCAGUCCCAAGCUGCUCGGACUCCACGUGAUUCACUGCCGGACGCUCAUCAAAGCGAAGAAAAUGGUGGCCAACAAUUGAAUCAGGUUGCAGAAGGCUCUGCGGAUGGCAUUCCGGUCAACACGAUUUUUCAGACCAAAAUCCAGAGAAAUGGACCAAUUCGACACAAAAAGGUACGAAGUGAAUGAAAUUCUUUCAAUUUUCCACCCGUUUCUUGAAUUCACAGGCAUCGUGCUCAAAACUGAAUCGACUCGGACCGUUUACGCGACCGUCGGCUCGAGAGUGGACCAAUUCAGCAAACAUUCCAUGUUCAGAAUGA